This is a messenger RNA of Cicer arietinum (chickpea), 3492 nucleotides long. The record is from RefSeq and is a predicted model, not a curated record. Lineage: Eukaryota; Viridiplantae; Streptophyta; Magnoliopsida; Fabales; Fabaceae.
GGACUCAUUGACGGAGAAUUCUCCGAGGAUCGCUCCGGCGUUGGUUGGUUACGUAGCAGCGAGUUAAGUUUCCCCGACGUAGGGUUGGAUUUACCAGCCGUUAGGCCUUAUGAAAUUUCGGUGGAUAAUAACUUUUCUCUUUCGGUGAAUGUGAAUAAUUUUCCUCGAAGCACUGGUAUGUUGUGAUUGUUGAAUACGUUGCAUACAUGUGCGAUUUAUUGGGAUAUUUGAUCUGGGGAUGAUUGGAAUAUUUGAUAACCUUCCUUUAUCGCUAUUGUUUAGGUCUAUAAAGAAAACCAACACGUAAAUAUUGGUAAUAUUCAGACACUAGGAUGCACCUUCAAUUUGAAGUGUCAUUAGUACAUAGGUUUAGGUUUACUAGGUUCAGUAAUUUGUCACGUUAUUGCGUUUGAUUUUUGCAGUAUUUUAUUUCGGUUUGGGUGGACCAAGCAUAGGAUUUUUAUUCACAUUCUUUAUAUGGUUUAGUGAUUUGACGAUUUUAUACUUAUGGCAUUGGUUGUGGUCCUUGUGGACCAAGACGUGAUAGGAGUUUUUGUAAAAAAGAUGUUAAGCUUUUUUUGAAACUCAAUAUUUAGCUUGAUGAAAUGCAAACCUAUCCCUAAUUGAAGCAUUGUUCUUUUUCUUGGUUAAUUUUUUCAUCUUGAUUUUCUACUCCUGCACAGAUCAAAUCCGUUUAGAAGACAACAUUGAAUAAACAGUCAAUGAAAACCCUACUUGAUUAUCUUUGUUUUCUUAAGCUCUGAAAUCCAUCAAAACUCAAACACAAAACAAAUAAGUAUUGUUUACAGCAUCCAAUUCAGCCACCAAUUUAAUUAAUAAAUUCCUUGUCUAUUGCCUGCAAAUUCCCUGAACCUCACGUCACCCUAUGAACCUUCGAUCCACAUGUUUUCUACCUUCAAUUGCCAUUAGAAUCCUAAUCCUGAUAUGCUUGAUCCCAAUCCUUUCGCCAUCUUACAUCAGUUGUUCUAUCCAUGACCAACUCUCGUUAAAGCUUAAAUUCUUUGAUGAAGGACUAUGAGUGGUUUUAUAUGUCUAACUUGUUAAACAACAACAAACUCUUUCUCCACUAGGUAGGGAGGUAUAUGAACCAAACAAUUCCAUUGUGUUAUGUCAAAAAUAAAGUUUGUUGGAAAGGCCCUAUACGUUUAAGUCUUUUACUCUAGGUUUCCUUUAAAUUUUCCUUGAUAGUCCUCUAUUGUUCAUUCAUUUGGUACAAUAAAAUAUGACUAAUUCAAUAAAUAACCCGUUUGAGCUUGAAAGGCAUCUUUUGAUUACAGAAAAUGCUUGAAGCAUAUUUUCAUUUCAAGAUACUUGAUUUAUACAACUUGUUAUAUAAAUAUGAUCGCCAAACCAGUGCCAGUCCUCUUCUUGCUUAAAAUGUAUUUCAUAUACUUCGUUUCUUUCAUAUGUAACCGGAAACCACAGGAUUGUUACCUCCACUUCUCAAGUUUACUAUUUAUUUAUUCUUUCGACAUUUCCAGUACGGCUAUAUCAUCUACAAAAAAUAAUAAUUGAGGCACUGGCUUGUGGGUAUGCUUAUGCCCUUGCCAGGAUCACAUUCUCAGGCCAUCCAACUUGAAGUAAAGCUUAAGCUGUUAGAUGAAGUAAAGCUUAAGAAAAGAGGGAAGAGGCUGUCAAGCAAGUAUGCCUUGAUCCACCAUCAGUUUCAAAGCCAUUGAAAGAAAAAACUACAAAGGCUGAGAGACGAGCAUUGCAGGAGGCUCAAAGAGCUGCAAAAGCUGCUUCUAAAGUCUGUGGUUGGUUUGAUUGUUGUUCUGUAUCCAGCUAAUGGAAGUACAGCAGUUGCUGAAUCUGUGAAAGCAGCCGGAGCUAAAAUUAAAAAGCAGUCUUCGCAAAAGAAAGAUGGUCCUCCAGUUACACCAUCAGUCACUAAUGAUAAGAAAUCUGGAAAUCGUCCUUUGGAGAAAGAUAGGAAAAAAGAUGCUCCUCCUCAACGAAUGCAAUUUGAUGAUGAAAACAGAGUAGAAAAGGCUAAAAGGCGCGCAUUAGUAAAUCAAACUGAAGCAAGAAACAGAGUUGAAUUAUUUCGGCAUUUGCCUCAAUAUGAACAUGGCCCUCAACUUGCUAAUCUUGAGUCAAAGCUUUUCCAACUUGACUCAGUGCAUCCUGCUGUGUUUAAGGUUGGAUUACGUUAUAUGGCCGGAGAUAUAUCAGGGGUUAAUGCUCGUUGUAUUGAAAUGCUUAGAGCGCUUCAAGAAGCCAUUAUAGACUACUCCACUCCGCCUGAAAAAGUAUUUUUUAGGGAUUUAACUACAAAAAUCAGCAGUUAUAUUUCAUUUAUUAGUGAAUGCAGACCUCUUUCUAUUAGCAUGGGCAAUGCGAUUAGGUUUGUGAAGAGUCGUAUUGCCAAGUUGCCCUUAAGUCAUACUGAUGCGGAGGCAAAAGCAGCUCUUUGUUCUGAUAUUGACCGAUUCAUUCAUGAAAAAAUAAUUAUUGCGGAUAAGGUGAUUGUUGGACAUGCUGCUACCAAAGUUAGGGAUGGAGAUGUUCUUCUCACAUAUGGUCUGUCUAGUGUUGUUGAGAUGAUUCUCUUAUAUGCCCAUGAUCUUGGGAAACGAUUCCGAGUUGUGGUGAUAGACUCACGGCCAAAGCUUGAAAGUCAGGCCUUACUUACAAGGCUUAUGGCCAAGGGCUUGAGUUGUACAUAUACUCAUAUAAAUGCUGUUUCUUAUAUCAUGCACGAGGUCACAAAAGUUUUUCUUGGAGCUUCUGCUGUUCUGUCUAAUGGAACUGUACUUUCAAGGGUUGGGACGGCAUGUGUUGCAAUGGUGGCUCAUGCAUUUCGUGUUCCUGUAUUAAUCUGUUGUGAAGCUUUUAAGUUUCAUGAAAGGGUGCUACUUGAUUCGAUAUGUUGCAAUGAAAUAGGUGACCCAGGGGAUGUAGCCACGGUUCCUGGAAGAAUGGAUGUCAAUUAUCUGGACAAUUGGACAACUGAAAAGAAUUUGCAGCUUUUGAAUUUAAUGUAUGAUGUUACACCUUCAGAUUAUGUCUCAGUUAUUGUUACGGAUCAUGGAAUGAUCCCUUCUACAAGUGUGCCUGUGAUUGUACGCGAGUAUGGACAAGAGCAUUACUUGAUAUAGAUAGAGAAAAUGUAGAAAGUGAGUUUAGUAACAAGCCGCAACCAAUUUUGACGAAUGGAACUUCGCUGCAUACUUGGAUGUCUAGUUACAAAAUUGAUUUUUUUUUAGGUUUACCUUCUCAAACGACUUUGGAGAUAUACAUAUUGAUUCAUUAGUCCAAAAUUCUUUCAAUUCAGGGACCUAUGGACGAAAUUGCAAGCAACUCAUAACUAGAAACACAUUUUUUUUACUAAGAUUAUUUUGAUGGUACCCUGUUGUUCUGUAGUUUGUAGAAACUAUCUGAUAUUUCUUUCUAGUAGACUUAUUUGAGAGAUAGCAAAACUUCAAAUAACCUUAAUGAAUGAAAAUUUAUGACUGAAAAUUUUCCAAA